AAUCCACUGGCCACUCUGUCGCAUCUUCCGGAGUUUCGCAGAGAUAAAAGGAUUUGUAAGAAUGGAUACCAUCAACAGCUUUUGGCAAUUGGGUGAUCAGCUUCGAGGACAAUCAAAAGUCUCAGAGGAUCAUAAGUGGUUCAUGGCUGCUUCUAAGCUAGCUGAACAGACUAGAGCAAAGGGUGAGCGAAGGAAUAACCUUGAUCUCUCAAAGGCCCCUGCUGACAUAAGGCCGAAAGAUAAUAUGAUGUUCCAGGAGGACAACAAAUUUGAAAGCCUUAACUUCAACAUGUUAAAUUUGGACCCAAAAAUGACUGAAAAUGUGAGCAAGAGCUCCAUCAGGACUGGUAUGUACAGUAUAAAUGCUGUGUAUCAGAAGGGGAAUGUCAACCUUGUAGGGAAUAUGACUGGAAGCAAGUAUAGUGUCAAUAGCCAAAGCAAAGAAGCCAAUGGCAAUAGCAACAGCAGCAGUAGCAACAAUAGCAACAAUGACAACACCAAUGCAAGUGCAAUUGAUAAAAGGUUCAAGACUUUGCCUGCAUCUGAGACACUUCCAAGGAAUGAGAUUCUUGGUGGAUACAUUUUUGUUUGUAACAAUGACACAAUGCAGGAAGAUUUAAAGCGACAAUUAUUUGGUUUGCCACCAAGAUACAGAGACUCUGUGCGGGCAAUAACACCAGGCUUGCCUUUGUUUCUCUAUAACUAUACGACUCAUCAGUUGCAUGGUAUCUUUGAGGCAGCGAGCUUUGGGGGUUCUAACAUUGACCCUACUGCUUGGGAAGAUAAGAAAUGCAAGGGAGAAUCAAGGUUCCCUGCUCAGGUGAGAAUCCGUGUUAGAAGAGUCUGCAAGGCCUUGGAGGAAGAUGCUUUCAGGCCAGUCUUGCAUCAUUAUGAUGGCCCCAAGUUUCGACUCGAGCUCUCAGUUCCCGAGACCCUGGAGCUGUUAGAUCUCUGCGAACAAGCAGGUGUUUAAAGUGCAGUCGCCAGCUCUCCUGCAGGAGCAAGUGCUGGUAGUAUAAGUUGUAGAUCAUCUUGUGGUGGAUGUUAGUGCGUUUGUUUCUCCUAUUUUCUGUGCAGAGCGCAAGCUUGGGAGACUAAAAAAAAAGGGUCCCCCUUGGCGCUUGGAAUGUUUGUUUGUUGGUGACUGACUAGCAGUAAGCCUUAGUAUGGAUGGGUUGUAGAGUGGAGUGGAGUGGAGUGGAGUGAAGUGAAGGAAUAAGCAUAAUUUGUCUUUCUCAAACUGGUAAUGUUAUUGUUCUGGAUAAGAAGAAGAAGAGUACUGGAGAAUUGGAUAUAUCUGCGGAGUGGCCGAUGGCUGUUUUAGUUGAAGUAAAAGAUGAAAAAGCCUUGCCUUUGUUAA
Molecule: messenger RNA, 1360 nt
Organism: Diospyros lotus (date-plum)
Lineage: Eukaryota; Viridiplantae; Streptophyta; Magnoliopsida; Ericales; Ebenaceae
Product: B2 protein-like
Exons: 6
Coding region: 62-973 (303 amino acids)
Biological process (GO): response to endoplasmic reticulum stress
Source: RefSeq, a predicted model, not a curated record